GUCCCGUGAUACAGACACUCCCAGCUAGCCUGCUCCAAAGCUAAAGGUGUAGCUCUCUCUCUUUCUUCCAAUGGAUUUCCUUGAUGAAAGGAAUGUCUGUGGCCAGACCAUACUGAAACUAGUCUCCAGGGCUAAUGCUAUCAUAGCUGAGCUGCUCCGUCUCUCUCAGUUCAUCCCUCCAGUACUGAGACUGGACAACCCGAGGGACAGGCAACUCUACGAGUUUAUACUCCCUGACUUUAGGUACUUCAACGGACCCGAGUUCUUUGAAAGCAAGAUUGAUGCUAGCAUUGAGCUACAGGACAGAGAUGAGGAAUUCAAAGAGAAUCAUUUGGAAAUAAUUAAAAGAUUUUUUAAAGUUUUUGAAAGCAUUUACCGAUAUGUUAAUGACCUGAACAGAUUUUUAAUUGAUCUUUAUGAGGGCGUGUACGUUCAAUUGACUUUGGAAUCGGUUCUACUAAACAUUGAUGGAAAACAAUUACUGAGUGAGGCCUUGUACUUGUAUGGUAUCAUGUUAUUGAUUACUGACGAGAAGAUUGACGGACUCAUACGGGAGAGAAUAUUAGUGGCCUUCCACCGAUACAGUGCUGAGACGUCAGUUGACAGUAAUGUGGAUGAUGUCUGUAAGUUGUUGAGGAGCACUGGGUUCACCAGCAGUCAUAAACCACAGAAUUAUCCUGAAGACUUCUUCAGUAGAAUACCAAUAUCUGAUGAAUUCAUAUCAAUGGUGAUUGGACGCCUUCGGUCUGAUGAUAUUUAUAAUCUGAUAUCCAAGUACCCAAACCCUGAGCACAGAAGCACUGCCCUAGCUAACCAGGCGGCCAUGUUGUACGUGAUACUUUACUUCUCUCCUGCUACACUCCACAGCAGGGAGGCACAAAUGAGAGAGAUUGUAGACAAGCACUUUCCUGACAACUGGGUUAUUAGUAUAUACAUGGGUAUAACGAUUGAUCUCCUUGAUAAGUGGGAGCCAUAUAAAGCUGCUAGGACAGCUCUAGCUAAUACACUGCAGGCCGGGAACAUACAGGCUCAGGCUCGGAGGUUUCUGUCUAAAGUACCUAAACUGAACAAAGCAAUGGAGGGGUACCUUACAGAGGGUACCCUAACUGAGAUGUAUGUUCUUGAUAACCUCUCUCGCCUGAUGGGGUCUCUAAGGGACUCUAAUGCCACCCUCCGAUGGAUAAUACUCCACACUGCACCAGUUGCUGAUCACAAUAAAAAGUGUAAAAUGAUACGAGAGGAGAUUGUACAGACAGGGUACGACCCCAGGGGGCUGUUCCAAUUUUUAUUAAACGUCUCACAAUUUGAAUUCAUCAUGAAAGAAAUGUUUGAGCACUUGUUGCAAGAGAAACAGAACAAGUGGGAGCUGUACAAGAAAGAGGCGAGUGAGAGAAUGGCUGAACUAGGGGAGGUCUUCUCUGGAACCAAACCACUGACCAGAGUGGAGAAGAAUGAACAUUUACAAGCUUGGUUUACCGAGAUGGCUAGUCAAAUUAAUCAACUGAACUAUGAGGACGCAGUCACUGCAGGAAGGAAGAUAACUCACUUACACCAAGCAGUGGAUGAGGUCCAAGAGUUCCACCAGUUGGAGACCAUUAUGCAAGUGAAACAGUUCCUUGAAGACACGAAAGGGUAUCUCAUUAAAAUGUUAAGAACUGUCAAUAUAAAGGAAGAUAACUUGUCUCAGUUGGAGAUCAUUGCUGAUCUAUCCUAUGCCUGGAUACUGAUUGAUAAUUACACUCCCUACAUGCAAGAAGGGAUCAAGAAGAAACCACAGCUAGUCAUUAAACUGAGAUCAACCUUCCUUAAAAUGAGCAGUGCCCUUGGCCUCCCUUUGCAAAGGAUAGAUCAGGCCAGGAGUAAUGACCUUGGGUCAGUCAGUGCUUACUACUCAAGGGAACUCGUCACCUACGUCAGGAAGGUUUUACAGAUUAUUCCGGAGACUAUGUUCUCAAUAUUACACAUGAUAGUUAAAGUAUUGACUCACGACAUUAAAGAGGUCCCAACUCGAUUGGAAAAAGACAAAAUGAAAGAAUAUUCUCAACUUGAUGACAGAUACAAAGUAGCGAAAUUAACUCAUGACAUAUCAGUCCUCACUGAAGGAAUAUUAAUGAUGAAGACCACACUAGUGGGGGUGAUAAAGGUAGACCCUAAGCAGCUACUGGAGGACGGUAUUCGUAAAGAGCUUGUGAGACAAGUAGCUGGAGCACUCCAUCACGGACUCAUCUUUAACCCUAAAGCAAAGUCUAGUGAGCUUGUUCCAAGGCUGGUGGGUCUUGCUGAUAGAAUGAACGGAUUCAAGAGAUCCUUUGAAUAUAUACAGGACUAUGUGAACGUGUAUGGACUGAAGAUAUGGCAGGAAGAGAUUUCAAGAAUAAUUAAUUACAAUGUUGAGAAAGAGUGCAAUAGCUUUCUUGAGAAGAAAGUCCUUGAUUGGGAGUCGGUCUAUCAAAGUCGUAUCAUUCCAAUACCUCAGUAUCCUCCUGUGGAUCAGCUAUCAGUUAAUUUCAUUGGACGACUAGCACACGAAAUACUGAGAAUAACCGACCCCAAACUAACAAUCUAUGUAGACCAAAUGAACACUUGGUAUGAUAAGAGGACGAAUGGUGAAGUUGUUAAUUUGAGGCUUUGGGAGUAUCUUGAGAAAGCUGUUGAUAUAUUUGGUUUGAGUGGGUUGGACAGAUUGUUUUGUUUCAUGAUUGUCAAAGAAAUAAAAUAUUUUAUAAAGUAUUUCAAAAGAAAUUUGUUAAAAUUGAAAGAAUUCCAAAUGUUACUUAAGAAAUUAUCUCAAGUUGUACGGUCACCUCUCACUUUGAUUCCUGAGGCUCAGAAGACCUAUGGGUUCUUUGUUCAGAAAACCGUUAAAGUUUGGGAUCCUUAUCUUGCUUGUGUCCUUCGUGUGGGACAGCUCCAGCUGAUUCGCUGUCAGAUAGCAAACCAGUUAAACCGGUGUGGCAAGUUUGAUUCAAGACUAUUAGUGAAUGCUUUAGAGACUUUUAACAACUCCCUACUGUCAGCAGUUGAGGCUCAUUAUAGGGACCCUGACAAGCCUUACCCUGGGGUUAAUGAACAGGACAAUGAUAUUCUCUCAGAGCUGACUCCCUACCUUGAAACAACUGGAAUAUCUGAUCCACUGUCCAAAAUAUACAUCACUACUGACGUGAUGGACCAGUUCUCAUUAAUUAAUUUCUUGUUUGUGAUUUCUCAGUUAUCUCGUCUCACAUACACUAAAACCACAGGCUCAUUGACUGCUAAGAAACCUGUUGAUCCAAUUGAUGGAGCUCCUUUUGUUGCCGGUUGUGUCACUUUAUUGAGACAAUUUCAUUCGGACAAUUCUGAACAAUGUCUCCUCUUCUUAGGACAGUACAUUAAGUCACUGAUGGAAACCAGUAAAGAUAAAGGUGACAUUACUGGAGAUGCUUUCAGUGCCCUCUGCUUUAUGGAGGAAUAUGCUCAUUACAGUCACUUACCUAGAAGAUGUUUGGAGCAAUACGUCCCAAUGUAUUUACUUGACGAGUAUCGAUAUCACAUCAAUUAAUAACUAUUAAUGUUUGCUGUGUACAUAAUAAUAAUAAUAGUAAUAGUUAUUUGUUUGAGAAAUUUUUAAUUAGUUAACUUGGUGAUAUUAAUCCUGGGGGAUCCUAAAAGCCAA
This is a messenger RNA of Amphimedon queenslandica, 3652 nucleotides long. RefSeq names its product WASH complex subunit strumpellin-like. The transcript is spliced from 32 exons. The record is from RefSeq and is a predicted model, not a curated record. Lineage: Eukaryota; Metazoa; Porifera; Demospongiae; Haplosclerida; Niphatidae. Gene Ontology annotation, biological process: endosome organization; regulation of actin nucleation; endosome fission. Gene Ontology annotation, cellular component: WASH complex; endosome. The coding region runs from base 71 to 3538 and encodes 1155 amino acids.